AUGACCAUUCCAUCGCAUUUACUAACGAUAACUCCCCUGGCAGGGAAGACCGCCGUCGUCACCGGCGCUGGCGGUGGUAUUGGCAAAGCUAUUGCCGUCUUGUUCGCUUCCGCGGGAGCCAAUGUUGUAAUCGCUGAAAUCAACGAGGAAGCUGGCAAGCAAGCAGCGGCUGAAAUCCAAUCCUCUGGAGGCCACGCUCUGUUUGUGGCUACUGAUGUCUCCAAAUCGGCAAGCGUACAAUCGAUGGUUCAGGCGGCCCUCACGCGAUUUGGCGGACUUCAUGUUGCCGUCAACAAUGCAGCGAUGCAGUGCGAUACAACGCCUGUCUCGGAGCUGGAUGAGGACUACUGGAAUAAGAUCAUAUCAGUUAACUUCACGGGUGUCGCCCUGUGUCUGAAAUGGGAGCUCCAGGCUAUGAUCGCCCAAGGCUCCGGCGGCUCCAUCAUCAACAUGGCUUCAGCCACAAUCCGCAAGCCUGGACCCCAGAUGCCCGCGUACACGGCAGCCAAGCAUGGGGUUCUAGGUUUAACCAGAUCUGCGGCUAUGGAGAACGGAGUGCACAAAAUUCGGGUCAAUGCCCUGAGCCCGGGGGGCACCAUGACCGAACUGACGGCCACAGGGCUCGAAAAACUCGGUCUCACCGAGGCUGACAUGGCCUCGCGCAUUGGCGUGCUUGGUCGAUUCGCAAAGCCAGAGGAGAUUGCGCACGCGGCCCUGUGGCUAGCCCUGGACACGUCCUCUUAUAUAACGGGGGCUUUUAUGCCGGUAGAUGCUGGGUAUGAUCUGGUUUAG
Molecule: messenger RNA, 792 nt
Organism: Talaromyces rugulosus
Lineage: Eukaryota; Fungi; Ascomycota; Eurotiomycetes; Eurotiales; Trichocomaceae
Exons: 1
Coding region: 1-792 (263 amino acids)
Molecular function (GO): oxidoreductase activity
Source: RefSeq, a predicted model, not a curated record